Trichoderma citrinoviride is the source of this 1578-nucleotide messenger RNA. Its product is annotated as carbohydrate-binding module family 43 protein. Gene Ontology annotation, molecular function: 1,3-beta-glucanosyltransferase activity. Gene Ontology annotation, cellular component: cytoplasm; fungal-type cell wall. NCBI's taxonomy places the organism in Eukaryota, Fungi, Ascomycota, Sordariomycetes, Hypocreales, Hypocreaceae. The transcript is spliced from 3 exons. Gene Ontology annotation, biological process: fungal-type cell wall (1->3)-beta-D-glucan biosynthetic process. The record is from RefSeq and is a predicted model, not a curated record. Bases 1 to 1578 code for a protein of 525 amino acids.
AUGAUAAUCAACAAACUUGCAUUGUCGUUUUUAAUUUGUGCUCGCGCCGCCUUAGGUGCUGAUCUCCAAGCGAUUCAGAUCAAAGGCUCCAAAUUUUUCUACGAGAAUGGGACUCAGUUUUUCUUGAAAGGAAUCGCGUACCAGCAGGAUUCCUCUGCCAAUGGAGAGACCACUACCAACACGACGUUUAUCGAUCCGCUGGCCGAUGAAGCAAACUGCAAGCGUGAUAUCCCUCUGCUAACUGAGCUGGGAACCAACGUGAUCCGUACGUAUGCGAUCGAUCCGACUGCCGACCACUCCGCUUGCAUGGAGCUGCUUAACGAUGCGGGCAUAUAUGUGAUUUCCGAUCUUGGCAAUCCGGGGCAGUCUAUCAACCGUGAAAACCCUCAGUGGAAUGUGGAUCUCUUCACCCAUUUUCAGCAAGUCGUUGACUCCUUCGCCAAUUACACGAAUGUCAUCGGCUUCUUUGUUGGCAAUGAGGUCACCAACAACGCUACCACGACCUCGGCUUCCGCAUACGUCAAGGCUGCUGUACGAGAUGUGAAGCAGUAUAUCAAGGACAAGAAAUACCGUGCCAUGUACGUAGGCUACGCUGCCGAUGAUGAUGCGGACAUCAGAGACCAAAUCGCCGCCUACUUCAACUGUGGACCUGCGGAAGACUCUGUCGAUUUCUUUGGAUACAACGUCUACGAGUGGUGCGGCGAGAAAACGUUUGAGAGCUCUGGCUACAAUCGAAUUCUGAGCUUCUUCCAAGACUAUUCGGUACCGGUGUUCUUUGCUGAAUAUGGCUGCAACCAACCCAACGGCGCAGCCGGCCGUAUAUUUCAAGAAACCGGCGCAUUAUACGUACGAAACAUGACGGAAGUCCUUAGCGGCGGCAUCGUUUAUGAAUACUUCGAGGAAGAAAAUGACUAUGGCCUUGUCAAGGUCAGUGGCGACACCGCGACCAAGCUCAAGGACUUCAACGCGCUCCAACAGCAGAUCGAGGCCGCCAAUCCUCAAGGCGUUGAGAUGUCCAGCUAUAGCCCUUCCAACAAGGCCGCCAGUUGCCCAGCAGUCAAUUCAACUUGGCAAUCCAGCGACAAACUUCCGCCAACUCCCGACUCGGACGCCUGCAGCUGCAUGGUCAAAGCUUCUGAGUGUGUCGUCUCUAGCAGCACGGAUCCCGAUGACUACGGAAGCAUAUUCGACUACGUCUGCGGAUCCGACCAAUCUUUGUGCAACGGCAUCAAUGGCAAUACCUCCACCGGCGACUACGGCGCAUUUAGCAUGUGCAGCGAUUCGGAUAAGUUGACCUACGUCCUAAAUCAGUACUACCAGAAACAGAACAAAGACAGCACCGCUUGUGACUUCAACAGCAGUGCUCAGACGCAGACUGCUUCGGGAACUGUGAACAAGUGCAGUGCACUGGCUGCCUCAAGCUCGGACAACUCUACGAGCUCGGACAAUUCCACCGGUUCAGGCAGUGAUGAUGAUGAUAGCAUGGGAGCUCUAGGGGCCCUUAUCCCCGGCAGUUGGCAGCUUGGAGGCAUCACGUUUGUCACCCUUCUCGUCAGCGCCGGCAUUGUGGGCCUGUAG